This is a messenger RNA of Raphanus sativus (radish), 1413 nucleotides long. RefSeq lists its product as uncharacterized. The record is from RefSeq and is a predicted model, not a curated record. The transcript is spliced from 3 exons. The coding region runs from base 322 to 810 and encodes 162 amino acids. NCBI's taxonomy places the organism in Eukaryota, Viridiplantae, Streptophyta, Magnoliopsida, Brassicales, Brassicaceae.
CUUUACCUUUUUACUUUUUUGUGCUUUAGUUGUUUUUUUGUUUUAAUUUGGUGAUUUAGAAAAAACAGAGAAAGUCACUUUCCUAAAUACGUUCCCAAUUCACAAACCUAAUCUUAAUUUUUAGAUUUUCUAUGGUUGCAAAUUCUUUUAUCAUUUUAUCACCCUAAUCACUUUCAGUCUCUCAUCCAUGAAUCAUAAUCACUUUCAUCUCCACACUAAUCUGUUUCGUAUGCGUCGUCUCUGAGCCACCGGUCCACCGUCGAACAAAGCUCCGACACCUGCUCCCAUGAGCAACUGAUUUCGACAUGCAAGAUAUUGUGGAUGUGCUGGAGCUAUCACAGCACCAAGAUGCCUCGUGAAACUAUACAAAGAAGAAAGCUAUGGUACAUGCCGUUUUUUGAAGACUGCAUUGGUGCUUUGGAGGGAACUCACUUACCUGUUCGUCCUCCGUCUGAUAAUCCAGAACCGUACAAAGGCAGGAAAGGAGAACUGACAAUCAAUGUUCUCGUAAUAUGCAAUUUGAAAAUGCGCUUCAUUUACGCAUACGUGGGAGUUUCUGGAAAAGCUCAUGACACAAAAGUUCUUACACAUUUUGCGACACAUGAAUCAUUCUUCCUUCAUCCACCAGAUGGUAAGUACUAUCUAGUUGACUCCGGUUAUCCAACUAGAACCGGUUAUCUAGGUCCGCAUCGUAGAACUAGGUAUCAUCUUGACCAGUUUUCUAGGGGAAGACCACUAACAAAUGCUAGAGUGUUUAACCGGAAGAAUGCCAGUUUACGUUCUGUGAUUGAAAGAAUAUUUGAUGUUUAGAAACCAAAGUGGAGGAUUUUAUAUAGAAAACAUCCGAAGAAUGAUGUUAAAAAGUGGGUGAAGAUUGUGACGGCAACUAUGGCACUUCAUAAUUUUAUUCGAGAUUCAUUGUAUGAAGACCGUGAUUUCACUUAUUGAGAAACGGUAAAUGAGUAUGAACAUUAUGGUGACCAAGCAGUAGAAGAGCUUGAGCAUACUCUAUACCUUCCAUCUGGUGAUAGAGCAAUGGAGAUUCGACGUGAUGCAAUCACUGAAAAGAUAGCAAGAGAAAGUCGACUUCCAUAUUAGUUUCAUAUAUGAAGAGGUUUGUAUUUGAAUUUGCUUUUGUCUGUUCAUUUUAAAUUUGCAUUUGAGUUUUAUUGCCUUGGUUAAGCGUGUAGUGUUUUACUAUGUAAUGGUCUGAUAUUUGAAUUUGCUUUUGUUUGUUCAAUUUUUUUUCUUUAAAAUGCAGGCACUGCAAGGCUUGAUGUUUUGAGCAGAGAAGUUAAAUAUUUUGUGUAAAAGGCAUUUGAGUUUGAUGUUAUCAUUGUUGUAAAACAUGAAAAUAUAGUUUAAUGUUUAUUAUUGUUACUUUAUAAUGUUAUAGAACAUAAAAAAUGAAUU